Messenger RNA from Trichobilharzia regenti, 2963 nucleotides. Lineage: Eukaryota; Metazoa; Platyhelminthes; Trematoda; Strigeidida; Schistosomatidae. The record is from the annotation of a GenBank genome assembly.
UAUGGAAAACUCGGAGAAACAAGAUUCGCGGCUUAGAAAGUUUUAGACGCACCAACCAUUUCGCAUUGAAUACAAUGCAUCUAGAUGCAACAGAAUUCCCCGCUAAGUAUAGUAGCCACGUUACACGAUGGAGUUUAUUGAUACAUAUGAAGAAAGUGACAAAUUAACUAUUAUGCCACUGGGAGCUGGUCAAGAAGUUGGGAGAUCAUGCAUUCUGUUGACUUUCAAAGGCAAGAAGAUAAUCGUAAAACGUGUUUUUUUGAAUUAUUUAGUCUUUAGUUGGACUGUGGUAUUCAUCCUGGUUUGCGCAAUAGAGAGAGCCUUCCAUUUAUUGAUGCUAUUCCGGAUAUCGAAACAACAGACCUCAUUUUAAUCAGCCACUUCCAUCUUGACCACUGUGGUGGACUUCCUCAUUUACUUUUAAAGACUGGAACUAAGUCAAAGUGUUAUAUGACACAUGCAACAAAAGCCAUUUAUCGUUAUUUGUUGGCUGACUUUGUUCGUGUUAGUAAUUCUUCCGGCUUACCAGAUCAGUCACUCUAUACCGAUCGAGAUAUCGUGGCUAGCUUGGACCAUAUUGAUACCGUAGAUUUUCAUCAGGAACUUGAAGUCAAUGGGAUAAAAUUUACUGCUUACCAUGCUGGACACGUAUUAGGUGCAGCCAUGUUUCUAAUAGAAAUUGCUGGUGUAAAAAUUUUAUACACAGGAGAUUUCAGUAGACAAGAAGAUAGACAUUUAAUGUGUGCUGAGGUCCCUCCCGUGCGACCAGAUGUUUUAAUAACUGAAGCCACUUAUGGUAUUCACAUACAUGACAAACGCGAAGAGAGAGAAGCUAGGUUUACUAGCUUGGUACAUGAUAUUGUCUCUCGUGGUGGACGUUGCCUAAUCCCAGCAUUUGCACUUGGAAGAGCUCAGGAAUUAAUGCUUAUUCUUGAUGAAUAUUGGGAAAAUCAUCCAGAACUACAUGAUAUACCCAUUUACUAUGCUAGUCAACUUGCACGAAAAUGUAUGGCAGUGUACCAAACAUACAUUUAUGCUAUGAAUGAGAAAAUUCGUAAUCAACUGGCUAAUAACAACCCAUUUUGCUUUCGCCACAUAUCCAAUUUGAAGAGUAUUGAACACUUUGAUGAUUCUGGUCCGUGUGUAGUUAUGGCCAGUCCAGGGAUGAUGCAACCUGGUUUGAGUCGGGAGUUAUUUGAAAAUUGGUGCACAGAUAAACGUAAUGGUGUUAUUAUUGCUGGAUAUUGUGUUGAGGGUACUUUGGCUAAACAAAUCUUGUCUUUACCGGCUGAGGUGCCUACAAUGUCGGGUCAGAUGCUACCAUUAAAGUGUUCGGUGGAUUAUAUCAGUUUCUCAGCUCACACGGACUAUCAACAGACUAGUGAAUUUAUCAGAGAGCUUAAACCAAGUUAUAUUGUGUUAGUACAUGGUGAACAGAAUGAAAUGCUCAGAUUGUGUGGUGCAUUACAACGUGAGUACGAAGAUGAUGAAACGUGCAGACUAGAAAUAUUCACACCUAAAAAUUGUGUUCCAGUUAAUCUACGUUUUCGUGGUGAAAAGGUCGCCAAAAUUCUGGGCAGUCUUGCUCACAGUGCUCCUAAAAAAGGUCAUACUAUUUCAGGUGUUCUUGUAAAAAAGAAUUUUGCUUAUCAUAUCUUGACACCUGGAGAAUUACCCACUUACACUGAGCUAGCUACAACUAUUGUAAAUCAAGUUAUUUCAAUUCCAUUCACUGGAAGUGCUAGUCUUUUAAAAUUUCACUUGGCUCUACUUGCUGGCACCGUAGAACUUGUAUCACAAAAACCUGAUAGCGUACACUAUUGUGUAUUUGAUGCUAUCAAUAUCACUUGGAAACCACAACAGAUCACUAUGGAGUGGCAAUCCAAUCCUAUAAAUGACAUGUAUGCAGAUUCUGUACAGAAUUUGAUAUUACGGGCUGCUAUGCAAGGAAUGCCUCCUAGAGGUCUACCUCAUUUUAUUGAAGUGAGGAGAGAACGAUUUCGUUCUGCUCUUGAAUUAACUCUACAAGAUACAUUUGGAAUUGAUUGUUUAGAAGAAGACAAAAUUGAACCAGAUGCUAAUCAUGUACUUGUACAUGUGGAUUCACAUGUGGGUGAAAUCAAUCUAUGCGAUAUGUCUGUAUCGUGUAAAACCAAUCCAAAAUUGGAGCAUAUUCUUCAAGUUAUGGUCAACCGAUUGAAUCAUUCUAUUGAAGCGAUGUGAAUAUGAUCAUUAUUACUUGAGUCAGGUGAUAAUCACCUGAAUGUUUUGUAAAUUAUCACACACUUUUAUACCUCUUUUAUUGAGUAAAUAAAAAAUUUCCUCUUUGAAUAUUUCUUCUUUAUAUUUUCUAACAGUAUUGUCUCCAAAAACCCAAGUACACCCUGUCGUUUAUAUUAUUAAAUUCUAUAAUACAGAAAUGUUGUUUAAUGCACUAGUUAGGUGAUCGUGUUUCUAGUUCGUUUUUUUUGUACAGCAUCGUGUACUAUGUGCCUUACCUUUUUUUCUCUUCAUCUCCACGAUAUGCUCACUGGUAGUUGGAUAGAUAAUUAAAAAUAUACGUGAAUACAUUAAGACAAUAAGAAUAAGCGAAAUUAUGAUGUAGUGUGUUGAAUAAAAUUCAGUUAGCUCAGUGAUGAUUCAGUCAGGCCGCCAAGGCUAGAUACAAUCUGGAAGCAUUUCAUUUACUGAUUAUAAGAAGUGUACUUUUCUGAAGUUAGACAACUUCAACCUUGAAGCAUUUUUCUUCAAAGCUCUAUGUUGAUGCGUCUAGUUAAACUAGUCUAUAAAGCUUACUUUUGUGUACACAAAUUAAAAAGUGAACAACACAUUAACUUAUGAAAUGGAAGUCAAGUCCAGUAUUUAUAUUUUGAAAUUUUCUUAAGAAUGUAAAUCCGUAAACUAUGUUUCAAAACUGUAAUUACAUCAAAAAUAGUAUAAUGUGUUGUCAUAGUAACAGAAAU